Molecule: messenger RNA, 416 nt
Organism: Pseudophryne corroboree (corroboree frog)
Lineage: Eukaryota; Metazoa; Chordata; Amphibia; Anura; Myobatrachidae
Product: histone H4
Exons: 1
Coding region: 45-356 (103 amino acids)
Biological process (GO): nucleosome assembly
Cellular component (GO): nucleosome
Molecular function (GO): DNA binding; structural constituent of chromatin; protein heterodimerization activity
Source: RefSeq, a predicted model, not a curated record
GAAAAUGGGUUGCCUCAUAUUUCUUUGUCGUUAGCUAUUGAAUAAUGUCUGGAAGAGGUAAAGGAGGUAAGGGGCUCGGAAAAGGAGGCGCUAAGCGCCAUAGGAAGGUGCUGCGGGACAACAUCCAGGGCAUCACCAAGCCUGCCAUCCGCCGCCUUGCCCGGAGAGGAGGCGUGAAGCGUAUCUCCGGCCUCAUCUACGAGGAGACCCGCGGGGUGCUGAAGGUGUUUCUGGAGAACGUGAUCCGGGACGCCGUCACCUACACCGAGCACGCCAAGAGGAAGACGGUCACCGCUAUGGAUGUGGUCUAUGCUCUCAAGCGCCAGGGCCGCACUCUGUAUGGCUUCGGAGGCUAAACACCGAGGCGCAUCUAAUACCAUCACCCGCACACAAAGGCCCUUUUCAGGGCCGCCCAU